Spinacia oleracea (spinach) is the source of this 747-nucleotide messenger RNA. RefSeq names its product serine/arginine-rich splicing factor SR30-like. The transcript is spliced from 11 exons. Gene Ontology annotation, molecular function: mRNA binding. Lineage: Eukaryota; Viridiplantae; Streptophyta; Magnoliopsida; Caryophyllales; Amaranthaceae. The record is from RefSeq and is a predicted model, not a curated record. The annotation marks the transcript as partial. Gene Ontology annotation, cellular component: cytoplasm; nucleus.
AUGCCCCACAUUCUUCUGUGUUUUACGUUUCGGCCUUUACCCUGCCACGUUCCCCUUGUGUUUGCCAUCGGAUGCCUCCAAAAUCCCCCUCUGGAAUUUGAGAUGGAGAUAAUUGCGAAGGAGUUGAGGCUUGAUGAAGGGCACCAAUUUGAAGAUGAACGAGAUGUUGAAGAUGCUGUGCAAGGUCGAAAUGGUUAUGAUUUUGAUGGACAUCGUUUGCGGGUAGUGGAAUUCGCUCAUGGUGGACGAGGAUCAUCAUCAUCAGACCAUCACAGCAGUUACAGUGCUAGUAGAGGUGGAGCACCUAAGCACACUGACUACAGAGUUAUGGUCACUGGACUGCCAUCAUCUGCUUCUGGGCAAGACCUGAAGGAUCACAUGCGACGAGACGGUGAAGUUUGUUUCUCAGAUGUAUUCAAGGAUCAUUGCUAUGGCACGGCUGGAGUUGUUGAAUAUGCAAAUUAUAAUGAUAUGAAACGUGCUUUCAGGAAGCUGGAUGAUUCUGAAUUUCGUAAUGCAUUCUCUCGCGCUUAUAUCCGAGUGAGGGAGGACUCGAGGAGUCUGAGUCUGGAUGAUAGGUCGAGAAGCAGAAGCUACAACCGUGGCUGUAGUUAUAGUCGAAGCCGCAGCCGCAGCCACAGUAUAUCUCCGCAAAGAAAUUCACGCCGUUCUUAUUUUAGAUCUCCUUCGAAGUCCCGCUCGAGAUCUCCCUCUCGUUCUCGCUCUAGAAGUAAUACCCCUUUGUUU